AUGCUUGAAGAUGACUUGAAGCUCAGCAGUGAUGAAGAUGAUAAUGAUCAGACCACAGAGAAGACAAAGCCUCGAAACAUUCCUGCAAAUGGCCUUCCAUUGCCAACAGCACACAACACUGUCCUCAUACAUUCCAGCGGCGGAUCCGGAAGCUCCAGUGAAUCUGAAAGUAGUUCGGAAUCUGAUUCAGACAGUGAAACCAGCUCCAGCGACAGUGAAUGCAAUGAAGAAUCGCGCAGCGGAACUCCGGAGCCUGAACCCCCCUCAGCGAACAAAUGGCAGCUGGACAAAUGGUUAAACAAAGUCAAUCCUCACAACAAGACGAUCAUCAGCAACCAACAUGACGGUCACGGGGAGAACAGCGUUCCGUCCCAGGCCGGGGCCCAAAUGGAAGGGCAAAACAAAGGGAAGGUUAACAACAGCUUGUCCCUGACCGAUUCCAAAGACAGGACCCUCCGCAGCCCCGCCCGAGAGAAAGCCAAACCCCGCGUGGCCCAGAAAACCACAGCGGACAUGAAAAGUUCCAAGCAGAAAUCCCCCCUGCACAAUGAGCCAGCCCCCCAAAGGACGACUGGGAAAAAGCAACCCAAAAAGGUCGAAAGAACUUCCAGCGCAGAAGAUUACAAUUGGCCCAAACCAAAUAUGACGAGCAGCACCCCCAAAGAGAAGGAGGCGCAAGAAAGCCCAGAACAGGCCAAACUGAGGGCCAAGAUGGCCGCCGGGAAAACCGCCCCAAGGAAGGAGCCGAGAGCCACCACCGGCCCGCCUCUGGAGAAGAAAAAGUACAGGGGUCCCAGCAAAACCUUCCCCAAGUCACGGGAGUUUGUGGAAACAGAUUCUUCCACCUCGGAUUCUAACACCGACCACGAAGAGAGCCUGCAGGCCAGGAGUCUGCAGGGAGGGAACGGCUCGGAGAGCGGCCUCAAAGCCAAGGACUCCAGCAGCAACAUCCUUAGCGUCAGCAGCUUAAUGAGCAACAACAGCAGCGCUUCGGUGGACCAGAACGGGCCGGAUUUGGAGGAGCCGCUCUUUUCGCCCCUUCCCAUGGUUCAGAACGAACCCCUGUCCCCCUUGAAGGAAUUCGAAGAACUCAAGUACCUUUGGGUGAAAAUAGACCUGAGUUUCCUCUCUCGGGUCCCCGGGCAAGAUCUGGACUUUGAGAACCUCUCUGGAAAGAUGGAACCUCGAGAGGUCAACGUGAAGCAUCGGCGACAGGCACCCGACUCUCCCUUGCCCCCGGCUGAAAAACCAGCUGCUAAAACCAAAAGGAAGCACAAACAGUCCGAAAAUGUGGACACACUUGGCGACAACAAGAAACAACGUUUAGAAGAGUCGUCGGCUUCCUGCUUACUUCCACCCUGCAUUUCACCGAUACCCAACCAUAGGAUACCCGGCAUGAAAGAAAGCAACUCCAUGAAAAAGGUGACCAAAAAGAGAGAAGAAAAACUCUUCCCACCCCCGUUGUCUCCUCUGAUGGACGAGGCAGCCCCCCGGCAUAACAUCAUGGAGAGCAGCUCUUUCAACCAAGAGAACUCCCUCCCUGGCUCCUUGCAGGCCAACCUCUGCUCCAAACACAGGAAGAAUGAGAACAAAUCCUCCUCCGUCAACUCCAAGGGCCUCAGUGAAGAGGAUGCUCCCAGCAGGCCUCCCAAUCCUUUGCUGGAAUCCAGCCACCUCGACAACAAUCUCUGGUUGACAAGUCCCAUCUUCACCAACGGGAACCCUGAACUGAGAAGAGCCAAGAUAACGUUUGAUGAUAUGCUUCACAAUGCGGAUUACUAUAUGCAGGAAGCCAAAAAGCUCAAGCAUAAGGCAGAUGCUCUGCUGGAAAAAUUUGGCAAAGCAGUGAAUUAUGCCGACGCGGCGAUCUCCUUCAUCGAAUGCGGGAAUGCUAUGGAGCGCGAUCCAUUGGAGGCGAAAUCUCCGUACACCAUGUACUCGGAGACGGUGGAACUUAUCAGGUACGCCAUGAGAUUGAAGAACUUCACAGGGUCUUCUGCCACGGAAGGAGACAAGAAACUGGCUGUCCUCUGCUACCGCUGCUUAUCCCUUCUCUAUCUGAGAAUGUUUAAACUGAAGAAGGAUCACGCAAUGAAGUAUUCCAGAUCCUUGAUGGAAUAUUUUAAGAAUUCAUCCAAAGUUUCACAAGCCCCUUCUCCUUGGGGAGGCAAGAGCACAGAAACGCCCUCCCCGAUGUCUCUGAGCCCCUCGCCCAUCAGCACCCUUGGAAGCACCACAAGCACAGCGGGCUCCUCUUCGGUGGGAACGGUCAGCAUCCCCCAACGGAUCCACCACAUGGCCGCCAGCCACGUCAACAUCACCAACAACGUCUUGCGGAGCUACGAACAUUGGGACAUGGCCGACAAACUGACAAAAGAAAACAAAGAGUUCUUCAUAGACUUGGACUUGGUGAUGGGUCCGUUAACACAACACAGCAGUAUGACCAACCUGGUCCGUUACAUUCGUCAAGGACUCCAUUGGCUUCGCGCUGAAGCACACUUGUUAUAG
Molecule: messenger RNA, 2508 nt
Organism: Thamnophis elegans (Western terrestrial garter snake)
Lineage: Eukaryota; Metazoa; Chordata; Lepidosauria; Squamata; Natricidae
Product: AF4/FMR2 family member 2-like
Exons: 14
Coding region: 1-2508 (835 amino acids)
Biological process (GO): regulation of RNA splicing
Cellular component (GO): nuclear speck; nucleus
Molecular function (GO): G-quadruplex RNA binding
Source: RefSeq, a predicted model, not a curated record